GGAGUGGUGAAUUAGAUAAAAAUGGCGGAUUUCGAUGGGAAACCUGUACGAUUGUUCUUGUGGCAUGUUCCGAGAACUAUCUCGACGGCUUUGACCAAAUGUCUGAGUGGCAUUGAUGGUAUGGACGUUUGGUUUGAAUGUUUUACGUACUGCGGCGUAACUCGAAGAAAUUAUGAGCUUGCUACUGGUGAAGUUAUGCCGAUGGAGUAUGACGGGAAUGAAGAACAGGCACAACAAGCAGCAUCAAUCGUGGGACGUUUAGUGGGAUGCAAAGUACAUGCCGAUAGAAUUAUGUAUGGCAAUGUAAAGCCGAGGAUGGAGGCAUCCACAAGCAAGUACAUGGUAGCUAAGGAGGGGUGUGCAGCUUUUCCCGAUGAGAAAUCCAGGAAAUAUAUACCGACGGGCUUUAAGCAUGUCUUUUUCAUACGCGAUCCAUACCGAGUUUUCAGCUCUUUCAGAAAAGCUAUGUACGAUCAUCAGGUGAGCGUUGGUCUCCGGAAGGGCGACGCUAUUGACGAGAAGGCAUUCGACCUAGAGAAGGAUAACGCUAUCGUACCUUCUAGCGAGCUCUUUAUCGACAUCCACGAUGUCUGGAAGUACGUCCGCGACAACGUUGACCCUAACCCAAUCGUCAUCAACUCAGACGACCUUUUGGCCAACCCGGCAGAGAUGCUGUCAAAGUUCUGCCAUCUGACUGGUCUUCCAUACAGUGAUUCGCUUCUUCAAUGGGAUGCUUCUCCAGAUAUCACCAAGACCUGGGAAGUGGCUAGCGAUGAGGUACUAGAGAAAGCUGUUCCCUUUUAUGGAACAGCACUCUACUCGAGCAAGUUUCAACCACCUAAACCUCCCGUUUGCAAGGACAGAGUGGCACCAGAUGUCAGGAAACUUUCGGAAGCGUCCAUGCCAUACUUCGAGGAAAUGAAUAAGUUCAAAAUAUAAAAUCUUCAUCCAGCUACUAUCUCAUUUUUUUCACAUGCACAUUCUUUACAUAAAUAAUAAGCUAUAAACAAUAAAGAAUGAAAAGCAUUGUUCUUUCAAGAGGUGUAAGAA
Molecule: messenger RNA, 1050 nt
Organism: Strongylocentrotus purpuratus (purple sea urchin)
Lineage: Eukaryota; Metazoa; Echinodermata; Echinoidea; Camarodonta; Strongylocentrotidae
Exons: 2
Coding region: 22-939 (305 amino acids)
Source: RefSeq, a predicted model, not a curated record